This is a messenger RNA of Oncorhynchus mykiss (rainbow trout), 1528 nucleotides long. The record is from RefSeq and is a predicted model, not a curated record. NCBI's taxonomy places the organism in Eukaryota, Metazoa, Chordata, Actinopteri, Salmoniformes, Salmonidae.
CUAUUGCUCAUUUGUUCCCAUUUGAAACGACAGGCUGUGGUCUAUCUUGGUUUAGUUAUACACAUCUUUGCAAUAUCCGAACCGUGCUAGGCAGACUAUUGUGAAAAGGGUAUUCUAUAAACUUCUACAAAUAGCAAAUACAUAACCAUGGAAAACAAAAAAAUCCCUGUCCUGUGCAUGUCAAUGGGCACCUGAGGAGGUAGUGGCAUUGUUAACACGCUGGGCAAACGGGAGUGUUCAAGAGCAGCUUCUCUCCGCAGUGAGAAACGAGAGAGUCUUUAUCAAACUUAGUUCAGAGCUUGAUGCCAUAAGCUUCAUCAAAACAUAGACACAGUGUAGGUGGAAAAUAAAGAUGCUGAAACAGGAAUAUAAAAAAAUCAAGGACGACGAAAACAAGAAUGCCUCCACCGGUCUUAGAAGAAGAUGGUUUGCCAUCAUGGAUAGUGUCCUCGGUCACCAACCAAGUGGUACCUUAUUGGAGUCUGGCUUGGUAAUGAAUUCUCAAAAUAUUUUGGAGUCCACGCCUGAUGCCCCACCAGAGGAGGAAGAUCCCGACAAGUCACCAUCCAGUUGGAUGCCUGAUGAGGUCCACAGUCUCUUUAGUCACCGUUCAGGGACUUCAGGGUCUGGCAGGAUAAAUUCAGCUUCUAGGCUGUUGGAGUCUGCUGAUUCCCCACAAAAAGCGGAAGAUUAUGAUGAAUCUCCAUUCCGCUGGACGCCUGAGGAGGUCCAUGCAUUGUUAAGACUCUGGGCAGACAGGAGUGUUCAGGAGCAGCUUCUCUCAUCAGUGAGAAACGAGAGCGUCUUUACCAAACUUAGUUCAGAGCUCGCUGCCCUGGGAUUUAACAGGUCGUCAAAGAGGUGCAGAGAGAAAAUAAAAAAGCUGAAACAAGAGUAUCAUAAAAUCAAGGACAACAAUAAGAAGAGGAGCUACAACCGCCGUAGAGAAAGAUGGUUUGCCAUCAUGGAUAGUGUCCUCCGUCACCAACCAAGUACUUUGGUAAUAGAUUCAGAUGGAAAUAUAUUGGAGUCAACUCAACCUAAUUCCCCACAAGAAGUGAAAGAUUCUGACAAAUCUCCAUCCAGUUGGACACCUGACAAGGUCCAUGGUUUCCUUGGUCACCGACUUGGAACCUCAGCUACUAAGAUAGAUUCACCUACUAUGCUGUUGGAGUCGAAUGAUUCCCCUCUAGAAACAGAAUAUUAUGGUCAUCUAGUCAUGUCUUUCUGAACCUUUUUUACAGACUCAAUGUCUGCUAACGAUCUGAGGGACCAGACAGUAAAAUAGUCAAUGAGAAACAAACAACAAAAACAUAAACGAAACAUACAAGUGUUGGUCCCAUGUUUCAUGAGCUGAAAUAAUAGAUCCUAGUAAUUUUUUCCAAAUGCACAAAAAGCUUAUUUCGCUCAAAUUUGAUCAACAAACUUGUUUGCCAAGAUUUUCCACACACCUGACAGGUGUGGCAUACAGUGCCUUGCGAAAGUAUUCGGCUCCCUUGAACUUUGCGAGCUUUUGCCACAUUUCAGG